GUAAGGUAUAAAAUACAAGCGACCGCGAGCUACAAACCUUGCGUGAUUUUUUUCUAAUUACGUUUAUAAGAAAAAAACUGAGUGAUCUAAUCGACUGCCAAAUUUGUUUUGGACUCGCUGACGCGCUCCUGCUGCUGCCGAUCGUCCAAAAACGUAUGCUGCUCGGCGAACCAGAUUGCAAUACUUCUGUCACUGAAGGAAUAAACUUUUCUACAAAAUAAUGCCUGCUGCACCGAGUUCUACUUCAGUCGGGGCUGCUGGUCGCUCACCCAGCAAAGCUGUAGCACCCCGUGCUGGUCUCGGAGGCACUGUCAGACAGCGAAAAACUGUCACUGCCACCGCAGCCAGGAAUCGUAACACUGGAACCAACUCCAGUGGUAUGUGGAGAUUCUACACUGAUGACUCCCCAGGAAUCAAAGUUGGACCAGUACCAGUUUUGGUGAUGUCACUGCUGUUCAUAGCAUCUGUAUUCAUGUUGCACAUCUGGGGAAAAUACACUAGAUCUUAAGCCAUACCGGUGGAAUUGGGUGUUUAAGUUUAAGAUCAAAAGACUUUCAAUAUGUCCACUGGACAAAAGUAUCAUUAAUGCACACAUCAAAAUGUCCAUCUUGUAAGAUUUUUACUUGACUAACUUUAUAAAAGUGAGAUUGUUGGUUGAAAUGAAAAAUGUUUUCUUUUUAAUAAAUUUUUAUUUAGCCAUUCUACAGAUUGUAAGAAUGUUUUGUCGUUUAUUUGAAUGGCCCAGCCUUUGAUGGCAUUUUGUAUGAUAUGCAUUUGUUUACCUUCCAAUUACAGUGCAUCAAGGGCACUUCUGCAAUAUGUUGAUUAAUACUGAAAAUAUAUAUAUAUAUGCAAAUAAAAAUUAAUU
Copidosoma floridanum is the source of this 868-nucleotide messenger RNA. It is a transcript of the gene Sec61beta, whose product is annotated as Sec61 translocon subunit beta. Gene Ontology annotation, biological process: intracellular protein transport. NCBI's taxonomy places the organism in Eukaryota, Metazoa, Arthropoda, Insecta, Hymenoptera, Encyrtidae. Gene Ontology annotation, cellular component: Sec61 translocon complex. The record is from RefSeq and is a predicted model, not a curated record.